Messenger RNA from Trypanosoma rangeli, 954 nucleotides. RefSeq lists its product as uncharacterized. The record is from RefSeq and is a predicted model, not a curated record. Bases 1 to 954 code for a protein of 317 amino acids. NCBI's taxonomy places the organism in Eukaryota, Euglenozoa, Kinetoplastea, Trypanosomatida, Trypanosomatidae. The transcript has a single exon.
AUGCAACGAGUAGGUGGUGGAAUCCGCACCGCACGUUCCUUGCUUUCCUUCGGCGAGAGACGGUAUCGCCAUGCCCCACUUCUUCCUGGUAGUCACUCUCUUAACAGCGUUGGAGAAACGAGGUUUGGUGCCCAUCAUGCGAACGCUCGUCACUUUGUUACGGCUUGUUCUCGAUAUUGUCUUGCCCCAAACAGGCUUUCAAACCCAGGCGAGGCAGCGGAACCAUUCACUUCGCUGAAGUGUCCUGAAUGUGGGAAGCGGUUUCUUAGUGUCGCUAAUCUGCAGCAGCACCGGCGUUCCCGUCAUCUUGUACUUCUGAAGUCUCCCUCACAGGAGCAGCUUGAACGUUUGAGGGAGGAAAACGCGCGGCUGCUCGAUGAACUGAGAAAUUUACAAGAAACCAAUACCUUGAGAGCGCGUUCUGCCUCAUCAUUAUCGACGGCAUCAACGGAGUCAUCAUCUACAGGGGAAAGUAGGGGUGGGAAGCUUUUUCCAGCUGCAGUUCCCGACGGGAAGGCGGUCGGUAUUUCCAUGGGGGAGGUGCAACAACUGCGGGAACACCCUUUCCGAUUGGGCACAUGCACCUCCGAGGUCUGGUGUGUCGGCAUGGUGGAGGGCGAUGUUGAGUUAGGUAAACUGGGCGUCGACACUGCGCAAGAGGCUGGGGAGGAGCAUUUGACAGGUUUAGAGGCAAUGCAGUUUACCCUUCAAACUGACGGAUAUCGUCUACGACGUGUUGGUCAGUUAAAAAUGUACCGUAAUCGACUGACUGUACGUGUUAUUGCGCCUCGGUACAGAGCACAAAAAGGGGAUAUUGUGCUUGUGACAGGGACGUACGGACUCCACAAGUCGUAUGACUUGGUUUCAAAACAGGCAGUAGAAAACACCGUUGUGGAAGCCGGCUACGUUGGACUACUGCUGAAAGGACCCGUUAAUGCACCUGAGAUACCCUAG